Pongo pygmaeus (Bornean orangutan) is the source of this 8283-nucleotide messenger RNA. RefSeq names its product zinc finger CCCH-type containing 12B (gene ZC3H12B). Gene Ontology annotation, molecular function: RNA endonuclease activity; metal ion binding; mRNA binding. Lineage: Eukaryota; Metazoa; Chordata; Mammalia; Primates; Hominidae. Gene Ontology annotation, cellular component: cytoplasmic ribonucleoprotein granule; nucleus. The transcript is spliced from 10 exons. Bases 1110 to 3620 code for a protein of 836 amino acids. The record is from RefSeq and is a predicted model, not a curated record.
GGCCGGGCGCCGCGGCGAUAACCGCGCCGGGGCUGUGUGUGUAGGCAGCGGCGCCAGAGGAGGAGGAGCAGGAGAAUGCAGCUGCGACCGCGGCCCCAAGAGGGAGCCGCCGCUGCUCUGUGGCCAGGGGGGCCCAGGUACUGGAAUCAGGCCUGGGGGUCGCGUCGCUGAGGGGACUGGUAACGGCGGUCCCUCCAGAGGCUCAGGCCUAGUACCCUAGGAGGGUCCGGGCCGCUGGGCGAGCGCCUUCCCCCCAUCGCCUCCCCUCGUCCCUCCACGUCGAUGGUGGUGAAGUUGGCGGCGCCACGGAGCGCAAGGCACCAAGCUGUCUCCCUUGCACCCAGCUCCUCUCUGGCCCCGGCUGUUGGACACCUGCGCCGCCGCCUUCUCUCGCCCGCCGAGCCCACCCCCGGCGGCGGGCGGGGGAGGGGCUCCCCCCUGCAGGGGCUGCGUCGAGCAGGGCGACGACGGGGACCAUAGGAGAGUAGGGGAAGAAGCCAAGAAUUGGGAGUUUUCUGCUGAUCAUGCUAUGCUAAGCUGGGCAGAGAGACCAUGGCGAGAAAUAGACUAAAUAGCCAAGUUGCAAGAUGCCACUGCUUCUUUUAAGAAUGAUGGGUUUUCCAGGUGAUACUUGAAAGAAGAGAUAAUGACCACCUAUCUCCUUCAUCCUGGUCACACAGGAAGGUAGGCUAUGGACUACUUUCGGCAUUUCUGCCUCAGCAACAGAGGAUAAAAGCCAUGUUGUGAUGGAUAAGUCACAAAAGUAAAAAAUACAGACAUGGACUACAGGCCUCCAAAGAAGAAUUGAGCAUGCUGAGGAUCGAUGCCAGACAUUGGACAUUUUUGAGGUGUUAAGAGAGCAUAAAGAGUGUUUUUCUAUUGCUACCACAGCUAAGAAUGUGCUGGGUCACACCUGAAGCCAUCCCAGUACCAGGUUUCACCCAAGGCCCAUGGGACUGGUAACAUCUGAACAUACCAAACCACACAGUCAAACUCUUGCACCAUCACUACCACGACAUUUUACUACAAAAGAAUGCCACUGCAUGUGGAUUCCAAGCAGGCUAAAAAAAAAAAGAACUGAUUAGACCUCAGACGACCCACUAAACGGGAUGACGGCCACAGCUGAGGUAGAGACACCAAAAAUGGAGAAGAGUGCCUCCAAGGAAGAGAAGCAGCAGCCUAAGCAGGACAGCACAGAGCAGGGCAAUGCUGAUUCUGAAGAGUGGAUGAGCUCUGAGAGUGACCCUGAACAGAUAAGCCUUAAGAGUAGUGACAACAGCAAGAGCUGCCAACCUAGGGAUGGUCAGUUGAAGAAAAAGGAGAUGCACUCCAAGCCACACCGCCAGCUCUGUCGAUCACCCUGCCUAGAUCGUCCAAGUUUCUCCCAGAGCAGCAUUUUACAGGAUGGUAAACUUGACUUGGAGAAGGAAUACCAAGCUAAGAUGGAGUUUGCGCUAAAGCUGGGCUAUGCAGAGGAACAGAUUCAAUCAGUGCUAAACAAGCUGGGCCCCGAAUCACUUAUUAAUGAUGUAUUGGCAGAACUUGUCAGACUUGGGAACAAAGGUGAUUCAGAAGGGCAGAUCAACUUGAGUCUGUUAGUGCCUCGUGGGCCCAGCUCCAGAGAGAUUGCAAGCCCUGAAUUGUCUCUUGAAGAUGAAAUAGAUAACAGUGACAAUUUGAGGCCAGUUGUCAUUGAUGGAAGUAAUGUGGCAAUGAGCCAUGGGAAUAAAGAAGAAUUCUCCUGCAGAGGAAUACAGCUUGCUGUGGAUUGGUUUCUAGAUAAAGGCCAUAAAGAUAUUACUGUAUUUGUGCCUGCAUGGAGAAAGGAGCAAUCCCGCCCUGAUGCACCAAUUACAGAUCAAGAUAUUCUACGAAAACUGGAGAAGGAAAAGAUUCUUGUCUUCACACCAUCCCGAAGAGUCCAAGGCAGGAGGGUUGUCUGCUAUGAUGACCGGUUCAUAGUCAAACUGGCUUUUGAUUCUGAUGGCAUCAUUGUGUCCAAUGAUAACUACCGAGACCUUCAAGUUGAAAAGCCAGAAUGGAAGAAGUUUAUAGAGGAGCGGUUGCUGAUGUAUUCUUUUGUGAAUGACAAAUUUAUGCCUCCAGAUGAUCCACUAGGACGCCAUGGCCCAAGCCUUGAAAAUUUCUUAAGAAAGAGACCCAUUGUUCCUGAGCAUAAGAAGCAACCAUGUCCUUAUGGCAAAAAAUGCACCUACGGCCACAAGUGCAAAUACUACCAUCCGGAGCGGGCCAACCAACCCCAGCGUUCGGUGGCUGAUGAGCUCCGCAUCAGUGCCAAACUGUCCACAGUGAAAACUAUGAGUGAAGGCACCCUGGCCAAGUGUGGCACAGGGAUAUCUAGUGCCAAAGGUGAGAUAACCUCAGAGGUCAAACGUGUGGCCCCCAAGCGCCAAUCAGAUCCCAGCAUCCGGUCUGUGGCUGUGGAGCCUGAGGAAUGGCUGUCCAUUGCCCGUAAGCCUGAGGCUAGUUCUGUCCCCUCGCUGGUGACUGCCCUAAGUGUUCCCACAAUCCCACCCCCCAAAAGCCAUGCAGUGGGUGCACUCAACACCCGUUCGGCCAGCAGCCCAGUGCCAGGAUCCUCCCAUUUCCCCCACCAGAAGGCCUCUUUGGAGCAUAUGGCCAGCAUGCAGUAUCCUCCCAUCCUGGUUACCAACAGCCAUGGGACCCCUAUUAGCUAUGCUGAGCAAUACCCAAAGUUUGAAUCCAUGGGGGACCAUGGCUACUAUUCAAUGUUAGGUGACUUCUCCAAACUGAACAUCAACAGCAUGCACAACCGAGAGUAUUACAUGGCUGAAGUAGACCGGGGGGUGUAUGCCCGGAAUCCUAACCUCUGUUCUGACAGCCGUGUGAGCCAUACCAGGAAUGACAACUAUUCCUCUUACAACAACGUGUAUUUGGCUGUAGCUGAUACCCAUCCUGAAGGCAAUUUGAAGCUGCACCGCUCAGCAUCCCAGAACCGACUUCAGCCUUUUCCUCAUGGUUACCAUGAAGCCUUAACACGAGUGCAGAGCUAUGGCCCAGAGGAUUCUAAGCAAGGCCCCCACAAACAGUCAGUCCCCCACUUAGCUCUGCAUGCCCAGCACCCAUCAACUGGAACACGUUCCAGCUGUCCUGCAGACUACCCCAUGCCUCCCAAUAUCCAUCCUGGGGCAACCCCCCAGCCAGGCCGUGCCCUGGUGAUGACUCGGAUGGAUAGCAUUUCUGACUCCCGCCUCUAUGAGAGCAACCCCGUGAGGCAAAGACGACCUCCCCUGUGCCGGGAACAGCAUGCCAGCUGGGACCCGCUGCCCUGUGCAACUGACUCCUAUGGCUACCACUCCUAUCCCUUGAGUAACAGCCUCAUGCAACCAUGUUAUGAGCCAGUCAUGGUACGGAGUGUGCCUGAAAAGAUGGAGCAGCUUUGGAGGAAUCCUUGGGUUGGAAUGUGCAAUGAUUCCAGGGAGCAUAUGAUCCCAGAGCACCAGUAUCAGACCUACAAGAACCUCUGCAAUAUUUUCCCUUCUAACAUCGUCCUUGCAGUGAUGGAGAAGAAUCCCCACACAGCAGAUGCCCAGCAACUGGCAGCCUUGAUUGUUGCUAAGCUUAGGGCUGCACGUUGAUAUGACAUAGUACUGAUUUCUUUAUACAAAUAUGAAUAUUAAUACUAAUAAUACACUAAUACAAUAAUUAUAGUAACUAAUAAUUUGUGUUGCGCUUUACAAGUUACAGAGUGUUUAUAUCAUUUAAGCGCUUAACAACCCUGUGAGGUACGUCUUACUAACAACCUCUUUUAUAGAGAAGGAAGGUGAAGGUCAGUGAAAUUAAGUGGCUAGCCAGGGUCACACUGCUAGCAAAUGACUAACUCAAGACACACACCCAAGUCCUCUAAAUCCAAGUCCCAUGCCCCUUUGCACUGCACCAUGCAGGUAAUGGAGGACAAAACCCAGGGGGAGAGGUCUAGAUGUAAGAAAUCCCAGAGGAUUCCAUUACCAGAGUUUUCCUUUUUUUCUUUUCGUUUCUUUUUUCUUUCUUUUUUUUGAGACAGAGUCUCACUCUGUUACACAGGCUGGAGUGCAGUGGCACUAUCUCUGCUCACUGCAACCUCCGCCUCCAGGGUUCAAGCGAUUCUAUGGCCUCAGCCUCCCAGGUAGCUGGGAUUACAGGCUUGCACCACCAUGCCCGGCUAAUUUUUGUAUUUUUAGUGGAGACGGGGUUUCACCAUGUUGGCCAAGCUGGUCUCAAACUCCUGGCCUCAAGUGAUCCGCCCACCUCAGCCUCCUAAAGUGCUGGGAUUACAGGUGUGGGCCACUGCGCCCAGCCUACCAGAGUUUUCAUAGUCACAUAUUCUAUAUUACAAAGUAUGGAUGAUAUAUCCAAUUUUAGAGAGCAAAAGCAUCAGGAUCAGAUCAUAUGUUGAAUUAACCUUUUAGGUUUUUUCUAAUAGAAAUAUUUAAAGCUAUUUAAAAGUAAAUGCAUACUUUAUUGCAUGGAUAUCUGAUCAUUCAAUCUUUAUUAACGAAGCUAUAGGGUCACAUUGAAGCUUCUAGAACUAUAUUUUAAAUCUAUUAUUAACAACUAUAUUGCAUGUAUGAAUAUAUAUAUUUGGUUUGAGAUGUAUGUGUAUCUCUGUAUAACGUUUUAUAUAGUGAUAAUGAGAGGGUAGGCUCUACACAGUCCAUCUAUAGCUGUAUAGGUCACUAAUCUGACUUGAUGAUUUUAAGUCACAUUUCACAGUUUCAACUAGUUAUGAGAGUGAAAUUAUAUGGCAAUAUUUGAACAUUGCUUUCUUAGGCACCAGAGCAAAGCAACUCUGUUUCCUUUGCACAUUUUACCUGCCAACAUUUAUUAACAGUUCUUACCUUCCAAGUCUCUUCACCUUAGCAAAUUAGGGAUCAGGUUGCAGUCUUCUGCAGAGAAACUGAUGGUUAAGCUCAAGUUCCAAGCAUAGUAUGUGUGUGCUACACAAGCUCAGAAGAGUUUGACAAGGACCAGGGGACUUACUACCACAAUCCACUUCCCUUAUCCCAGGAGAGAUGGCCAAACCCAUGUGGCAUUAAAUGGUGAAUAAAAAAGCUUCACUCAAGGAGGGACUAUUGGAUGCUCUUUGGACUUCUGACCUAUGCAGUAUUCAACAUUAUUGGAUGAAAUGUAAUGGAGGACAGUGCACAGCCAUGUAUCCACUUUCUCUUCCUGUCCACCCUUUGGGUAAUAAGGUCAACCAUUGGUGGAACAGAAUUUCUCUAGGAAACAAAACCAGGGGAUUUUCUUUGUGGAAAAAGGAAGUUUCCAAAAGGGGAUACUGCAUCUUUACUAAUAGCUGGCUCAGUUAUGCACUUUAAAUCCAUGCAAAGAGUGCACUUGCUGUUAAAUAAUUGUUAGAUGAGUUAUUAGAAGGCAGGACUUUUGGUUUGGGCGACACCAUUUGCGCAACUUGUAUCUUGCUCAGGGUGGAAAACUUCAUAGCUAAAUGCCUCUAGAAGAGGUGUUUAUUGUUUUUUUUAAGCUGCACUGAACGAAUUCCCUUUUUGAAUCCAUUGUAUAUUUCAAUAUUUCGAACCAUGAUCAGCUCACUGUUUCCUGAGCUGGAACUUGCUAACUUCUAUGAUCGUUUUUUCAUGAAAGUUGAGAAGGCCGGGCCUUGGCCUUUUGUUUCUUCAUGAGAAGGUGUGACACUGCCUAUAAAUGUUUCUUACUGUGAAACACUCUGAAUGUGAGGCUGUAGUCAGGGUUGUUUCUGGUGGUUUGACAAUGGCUUGCAUGCUGCUUUCUGGCUUUCUGUCUCUGUCCAAGUUGAUCAAUACUGCAUCUUAACCAAUGUUUCACUUGAGUUAACCACAGCUUUACAUUCUAUCUCCUAUCCUCUGAUCUUCAUAUACCCCAGCAUAUUGAAAAAGAGUAAAAGUAUUUUCUAUCAGGUAGAUCCACAGAGUGACAGUUGCCACUGCAGUGCUUGCUAUUUCACACAAACACCAUUUCAUACCUUCAACUUCUUGGACUUUCUAAAUCGGACCCGUGUCUAAAUCAGGGUAUUUGACAAUCUCAGAUGAUGCUACUGCCUAUGUGCCAGUUAGUUCAUCUUCCUACCAAGAUCAUGAAUGGCACCACACUAUCCACUAGCUGUACAAUUUACAGAGAAGCACAAGAUUCAUCUUGUCACCUACAAUUUGUCUUGAACAUGUUCAUAUUUAGUACUCAAAAAGUGUGUAAGCUCCUCCCAAUACAGAAAAUAUUUUUUAAGGCAGCAUAUGUAUUUCUGAUUUACUAAAAACGAUUGUCAUUCUCCUCUCAUUCUUCUUUUUGGUAUGAACCAAAAGCGGCUAGGAGCAAUGCCUCAAAUGACCAGAAAUGACCUUUUGUUGAUACAAAUUGUAUCUCUUUUUUUCCUGAUUGUAUAGAAACAAAUGUACAAAACUCAUCUUAAGCUAGGUUUGGCACUGAAUUUUCACCAUGAGGUUUGUGGCACUGUGUGUCACAGGGAAGUAGCUCAGGGGUUGUGAGGGAGCUUUUAUUUCUAAAGGGCAGUAGUAAUUUAUAGACAAAAACAAUUUUUCAAGGCCUCUUUAUUACCACUGCACAGCUAUCAUGUGUACAAUUUCAAGCAUUACAUUGCAUAAGUUCUCUUUAGCCUAUUAAAUUUAAUAUGUCCUUGCAAAAGGGAUUUUGUGUAAAAAGUGUCAGUGUUAGUGACUCAUCUGCAAGAAUCUGCAAAUGGAGCUAUACAACUAUGAAUACAUAAAUACAGCAUGGUUCCUAGUUAUUAGAGAAACAUUUUCUUUAUAUUGAGGUCUACGCACUUCUUGACUUUCCAUUUUGUCUGUAAUUAUAAAACAGCAAAUAACAAAGAAGCAUUGGGACCCCCUCGGCUGCCUUGAUAAUAAAAUCAAGCUUCCUUCAUGGGACUAAGCAUGUGUCCUUCAGGAUACUUACUUCUAAGCACUCAGCAGGGGUUACUAUAAAGCGUUUUGUGUGGUUUUCAAGAAACAGUAUAUUUUGCAAGAGGUGCUUUGUAAUUUUAAUUAUUUCACUGAUUUUCUGACCUCAUAGGAAGUCUGUGCCUGUUGAGGCCUUCAAUUUUGUAGCUUUUCUGAUUUUUUUUCUUCUUUUUGUGAUUUUAUUGUUGUUUUCAUUUUGAUCUAAAGGAGAAGUGUGACCCCGGAGUGGCAUGGUCAAUCCAGGGCACCCUUUCUGUAAGACAACUCAAAGGAAAAGAAGCCUUUUCAAAGGUAAUAUCGAGCCAUUGCACUCUCUCUUAAGGUGCCAGGUAUGGGAGAAUGACAGAUGCCUUAUGGAAAUGGUCUACAAAACUUUUCUUCUUCUAAGUAAUAAAACACAUAGCAUGAUUCUCUCUCCCUCUCUCUCUCUCUCUGCCCAUCCCCUGCUAGUUUCCAGGAGAAUACUUCUCUAAAAUUCAUUUUUUUCUAUUUUGGAAUAAAUUAUCUUUAUACAGUAAUUCAAACACUCAUUUCCAUUAACCUUUGGCCCUGAGUUUUCUUCUAACAUAGAAGAGUUAAUUUUGAGAGGCACUCAGUUACCAUUCAAUCUGUGCUGUAAGUAUGGGACUUUGUACAAAUGCCCUUUUUGAGGGCCAAAAAUUUCAAUACACUUUGUUCUACUUUGUGAACCAGGUCUGGAUCUGCACAGAGAAAGUAAUGCUGAGCUGUCCAAAGAGUCCGCUCAGGUCUCCCUCCUAACCCUCCUCUGCCUUCCCCUAGUUUGUUUAUCCUCACGUCUGACACUGAGGAGUGCAUAGUCUUCAACUGAAAUGGCACUACAGUUAGUUCUCAUUGGAAACAAACAAGUGUAUUUCUGGAACCUGCUUGUCUAAAAUAGUCAAUGCCUUUGUAAAGACUCAGCAUAUUCAAUAUCUAUUGUACGGUAGCUAGCUAUAUACAUAGAUUGACUAUUUUUAGUCCUGGUUUGUGUAUUGUUGAGCUAUAGUAGUUUGCUUUAUCCAUUUGUGGGAUUAAACAAUACUGUUUAAUGGUUGUAAACUUUUAUAAAAUCUCUUUGGGUUUUUUGUUUGACCCAAACAUAAUGUAAGUCUUAAUGACAAAAUACACAAAGUUAACCAGAGGUGAGUGAAAAUAUAGCCCUUCCCCAGUUUUGUCUGCCCCUAUAAUGCACGUGCAUUGCUUUGUAAUAUGCUCUCACUAGCAUGAAUGUGCUAUGACUACUUCAUGAGGUUUUGUUUCACCUAUAAUUGUGAUGGAAAAUGCUGUAUUGCUGACAACAAUGAACUGUAACCACAGUUAUUUACUGCAUAAACUAUUUGUCUACUAACCA